AUGGCUACCACGUCGCAUAUGUUCAUGUACUCCCUGACUAUCCAGCCUCCAACUGCGAUUACACAGGCUGUACUUGGUCAAUUUUCUGGAACUAAAGAGCAGCAGAUCAUCACUGCUUCUGGUUCCAAACUCACCAUCCACCGACCUGAUGGAGCACUCGGGAAAAUCGUGCCAAUAUUCUCAACAGAUAUAUUUGGCAUCAUCCGAGGAUUGGCGGUGUUCAGAGUAUCUGGCGGUACAAAAGAUUUCCUGAUCAUUGCCUCCGAUUCGGGUCGCAUCGCAAUCGUCGAGUAUGUUGCCUCUGAAAAUCGGUUCAACCGCAUCCACUUGGAAACAUUCGGCAAGUCUGGAGUUCGUCGUGUUAUUCCUGGCCAAUAUCUUGCUGUUGACCCAAAAGGACGCGCAUGCUUGAUCGCAUCUGUGGAGAAGAAUAAGCUGGUCUAUGUUUUUAACCGUGACUCUGCAACCAACCUCACAAUAUCCUCUCCAUUGGAGGCACACAAGCCGAAGACACUCGUGUUUGCCAUGAUUGCUCUAGAUACGGGCUACGAUAACCCUAUCUUUGCUGCCCUCGAAGUGGACUAUUCGGAGGCUGAUUCGGAUCCAACUGGCCGUGCUUAUGAAGACAUUGACAAGGUUCUGGUUUACUAUGAACUUGACAUGGGUCUUAACCAUGUCGUUCGCAAGUGGUCCGAUCCAGUAGACCGUACUGCGACCAUGCUAUUCCCAGUACCUGGUGGAGCGGAUGGGCCUAGUGGUGUUUUGGUGUGUGCGGAAGACAACAUUACCUACCGACACUCUAAUCAGGACGCAUUCCGGGUGGCUAUCCCCCGUCGCAAAGGACCUACUGAAAACCCCGAGCGAAAGCGAACCAUUGUUGCCGGUGUGAUGCACAAGAUGCGAGGUGCUUUCUUUUUCCUCCUUCAGACGGAAGACGGUGAUAUCUUUAAGGUCAGUCUUGAUGUGGCCGCUCCUGACAAUGGACUUCCGACCGGUGAGGUCCAAAAACUCAGGAUUAAGUAUUUCGAUACCGUUCCUGUCGCUUCCAACCUCCUCAUUCUCAAGAGUGGUUUUCUCUAUGUUGCCUGUGAAGCCGGCAACCAUCAUUUCUACCAAUUCAUGAAGCUCGGAGACGAUGACUGGGAGCAAGAGUUCACAAGUGAUUCAUUCCCCUCCGAUCCUUUCGCUCCCUACGACCCGAUAUUCUUCCAGCCACGAACCGCGGAGAAUCUGUACCUCAUGGAAGCUGUGGAUUCUCUUAAUCCGUUGAUUGAUAGCAAAAUUGCCAACAUUACUGACGAUGAUGCUCCUCAAAUUUAUACUGUCUCUGGCACUGGUGCUCGCAGUACCUUCCGAACUCUCAAGCAUGGGCUGAAAGUCUCCGAGCUGGUGGAUUCGGAGCUGCAAGGGCCUCCAAUAGCCGUCUGGGCCACCAAGUUGGUAAGAUCCGAUGAAUUUGACAAGUACAUUGUCCUUUCCUUCCUCAACGGUACAGUCGUUUUGUCCAUCGGCGAGGUUGUAGAAGAGAGCACGCAGGAGUCCAAAUUCAAAGACGAUGUGACCACGCUCGCCGUGCAACAGAUGGGUGAGGAUUCACUGGUCCAGGUGCACCCCCAUGGUGUUCGCCAAAUGCGCUCAAACGACGAUUUACAUGAAUGGCCCGCUCCCAAACAUCGAACUAUCAUUUCUGCUACUACCAAUCAACAUCAAGUAGUGGUGGCACUCAGCUCGGGCGAGAUUGUCUACUUUGAAAUCGAUGGUAAUGAGGUGCUGCAAGAGUUCACAGAUCGUGAGCAAGUGUCAGGUAGCGUGACGUCGCUCAGCCUCGGUCAGGUUCCUGAGGGUCGAAUUCGCAGCUCUUUCUUGGCUGUUGGUUGUGAUGACUGUACUGUGCGCAUCCUGAGUACGGAUCCAGCUACAAUGCUGGAACAAAAAUCUAUUCAGGCUCUGUCUGCCGCACCGACAGCCCUUAACAUUAUGGCCAUGAUGGACUCUACAUCAGGUGGUAACACUCAGUAUUUGCAUAUUGGACUUUACUCAGGUGUCUACCUUCGCACUGUGCUGGACGAAGUGACUGGCGAGCUCUCGGAUACUCGAACACGGUUCUUGGGUUCCCGACCUGUCAAGCUGUCCCAGGUCUCUGUUCAGGGUCAAACCGCUGUGCUAGCUCUCAGUUCACGUCCGUGGCUUGGAUAUUCUGACGUUCAAACCAAGACCUUCACACUCACUCCCCUGGAUUACUCUUAUCUGGAGUAUGCCUGGAACCUUUCAAGUGAGUUCCUGGAGUGUGGUGUGGAGGGUAUGGUUGGCAUUGAAGGUCGAAACUUACGAAUUUUCUCUAUCCAAAACCUGGAUAGUAACAUGAUCCAGGAGUCAAUCCCACUCGCACACACCCCUCGACGCUUUGUCCAACACCACACCAAUCCAAUAUUCUACGUCAUUGAGUCAGACAUCAACGUUCUAUCCCCUGCAACUCGACAGAGCCUUAUUGAAGACUCUCAAGCCCGCAAUGGUGAGGACGAGGUCCCUCAAUUGAACCCAGCCGAUUUUGGCUAUCCACGCGGAAAUAAUCACUGGGCCUCUUGCAUUGAAGUUGUGGAUCCUCUCACCUCCAAGGAGGUAAUUUACACUAUCAAUCUCGAAGAUAAUGAGGCGGCAGUCAGCGUGACCAUUGCGCCUUUCCCUUCCCAGGGCAACGAGCAAUUCCUGGUGGUGGGAACUGGCAAGAACAUGUCGACUAGCCCACCUUCCUCUGGCGGUGGAUUUAUCCAUAUCUAUCGAAUGCUCAACAAUGGUCGUGAAUUGGAAUUUCUUCAUAAGACCGACAUUGAUGAACCACCCCUUGCUAUCCUUCCCUUCCAAGGAAGACUUCUUGUCGGAGUGGGCCCGGUUCUUCAUAUGUUUGACCUUGGCAUCAAAAAAAUGCUCCGCAAAUGCCAGGCGCCUGUUGUUCCAUCGACCAUUGUUGGUCUCAAAACCCAAGGAAGCCGUAUUGUGGUUAGCGAUGUCCGUGAGAGUGUCACCUAUGUGGUGUACAAGUAUGAAGAAAACGUCAUGAUUCCCUUCGCGGAUGAUUCUAUUGCUCGAUGGACCACGUGUACUACCAUGGUGGAUUACGAAACUGUCGCUGGUGGUGAUAAAUUUGGUAACUUGUGGCUGCUGCGGUGCCCAAGCAAGAUCUCCGAGGCAUCAGACGAGGAUGGAUCUGGGGCUCAUCUCAUCCACGCGAAGAGUUACCUGCAAGGUACACCCAACCGCCUCGAGCUUAUGCUUCACUAUUAUGCGCAAGACAUUCCCACUAGCGUGCACAAAGCGUCGCUGGUAGCUGGUGGCCGCGAUGUCAUCGUCUGGACCGGCGUACAAGGCACGAUUGGCAUAUUUGUGCCCAUCAUCAGUCGGGAAGAUGUCGAUUUCUUCCAGAGCCUCGAGAUGCAGCUGGCUGCACAGCACCCUCCUCUCGCUGGCCGGGAUCAUCUGAUGUACCGCGGAUACUAUGCACCUGUCAAAGGUAUUAUUGAUGGUGACCUCUGCGAGAUGUACUUCCUCCUGUCGAACGAUCAAAAGAUGAUGAUUGCAGGUGAACUCGACAGAUCUGUCCGAGAGAUUGAACGAAAGAUCUCUGACAUGCGAACUCGGGUGGCUUAUUAA
Messenger RNA from Penicillium taxi, 3648 nucleotides. Its product is annotated as Pre-mRNA-splicing factor rse1. The transcript has 4 exons. The coding region runs from base 1 to 3648 and encodes 1215 amino acids. Gene Ontology annotation, molecular function: U2 snRNA binding; protein binding. Gene Ontology annotation, biological process: mRNA splicing, via spliceosome. The record is from RefSeq and is a predicted model, not a curated record. Gene Ontology annotation, cellular component: nucleus; U2 snRNP. NCBI's taxonomy places the organism in Eukaryota, Fungi, Ascomycota, Eurotiomycetes, Eurotiales, Aspergillaceae.